Molecule: messenger RNA, 8931 nt
Organism: Mytilus trossulus (common blue mussel)
Lineage: Eukaryota; Metazoa; Mollusca; Bivalvia; Mytilida; Mytilidae
Product: cytoskeleton-associated protein 5-A-like
Exons: 46
Coding region: 119-6037 (1972 amino acids)
Biological process (GO): centrosome duplication; microtubule polymerization; establishment or maintenance of microtubule cytoskeleton polarity
Cellular component (GO): spindle pole; centrosome; microtubule plus-end
Molecular function (GO): microtubule plus-end binding; microtubule plus end polymerase activity
Source: RefSeq, a predicted model, not a curated record
UCCAAGUUUAUAGAUGGCGCCACGAAACUUCCGGUUGACCGAAAUAUUUACCAUUCAAAUCCAGCGCUCAUAUGAGAUAACUAAUAUUUUUAUUGCAUAUGUGUAUUAUUAAUCCAUAAUGGGAGAUGACAGUGAAUGGCUGAAACUUCCUGCUGAAGAAAAGUGCCAGCAUAAGACAUGGAAAGCACGUCUAGCAGGAUAUGAAGAAGUUACAAAGAUAUUUGGCCAACAGACUGAUCCCAAGUCUCCUGAAUUCCAGCGCUAUGCUGGCCUUAUGAAGAAGUUUGUCACUGAUACCAAUGCUGUGGCUCAAGAAAAAGCAUUGGAUGCUGUUCUAGCAUUUGUAGAGAAUGCUGCUGUAGCAUCAAGAGUAACUGCUGAUGUAGUAAGUGGUGUGAUAGCUAAAUGUCUUGGUGCACCAAGGCAAAAGACCAAAGAUAAAGGAAUAGAAAUUGUGCUGAUGUUUGUUGAAAUAGAAAAACCAGAUGUUGUUCAGGAGUGUUUAUUGCAAGGAACAGAAAAUAAAAAUCCCAAAAUAGUUGUUGGAUCUAUACAGUUAUUGAGGAUGGCUCUUCAUGAUUUUGGAUUUAAAGUAAUGCCAAUUAAGCCAGUGAUGAAAAUUUUACCUAAACUAUUGGAAGACCGAGACAAGAGCAUUCGUGAAGAAACAAAGCAGCUAGUUAUAGAGAUAUACAGAUGGAUAGGCAAUGCUAUCAAACCACAAAUGUCACAUUUUAAACCAGUACAGGUGACUGAGUUGGAAGGAGAGUUUGAGAAGUUAGGGAAUGAGAAGGCACAGCAGCAGAGAUUUAUGAGAUCUCAACAGGACCUGAAAGCUAAGAUGGAAGAAGCUGCUGCGACAGCUGGGGAGGAGGGAGGAGAUGAUGGUGGAGAGGAAGAAGAAGAAGCUAUAGAUCCAUAUGAAAUGAUGCCAUCUGUUGACAUACUCAAACAACUACCAGCAGAUUUCUUUGAUAAGAUUGAGGCAAAGAAAUGGCAGGAAAGGAAAGAAGCUUUAGAUGCUUUGCUAAAAUUAGUACAGAAUCCCAAAAUAGAAAAUGGAGAUUUUGGUCCAUUGGUUAAGUGUAUAUCAAAGGUUAUUGCCAAAGACACCAAUGUUAUAUUAGUGGGUAUUGCAACCAGAUGUUUAACUGGAUUAGCCAUUGGGUUGAGGAAGAAAUUUUCACCAUAUGCACUCAAUUGCAUACAGAUGAUAUUGGACAAGUUUAAAGAGAAGAAACCUGCUGUUGUAACUGCACUGAGAGAUGCUAGUGAUGCAAUUUACCCUUCUACAACUUUAGAAUCUAUUUCUGAGGAUGUGGUGGCAGCACUAGACAACAAAAAUCCUCAAAUUAAAACAGAGACGGCCUCGUUUUUAUCCCGAUGUUUUUCUAAGUGUACUACAGCAACUUUACCUAAGAAAAUGCUCAAGAUGUUCUGUACAGCUUUACUCAAGACAAUUAAUGAUACAACACCAGAAGUAAGAGAGGCUUCGUAUGCAGCACUUGGUAUGGCCAUGAGAGUUGUUACAGAAAAAAAUAUCAUGCCUUUUCUACCAGACGUUGAUGCUAUUAAAAUGCAGAAGAUAAAAGAAGGCUGUGACAAAGCUGUGUUACUGAAUGCUAAAGGAGAACCCAGGUCUGGUGGUGGUGGUGGUGCAGUCAGUAAACCAGCUCCAGCCAAAGCUCCAGAACCCAAACCUGUAGCUAGACCUAAGACUACAGCCAAAUCUGAUCAAAGACCAAAAACAGCUCCUGCAAAAUCUACAUCAAAGAAAGAUACGAAGGGUAAAGGAGGAGGAAAGAAGGGAGGUGCAGCAGCUGGGGAACUUCCUACAGAAAGUGUUCUCUCAGAUGAAGCUGUAGAGGAUAAAGCUGGUGCAGUGUUUCCUGGGGAGACAUUGAAACAGUUGACAAGUGCUAACUGGAAAGACAGACUGGCUGCCAUGGAAACUAUCACACAGACAAUGAAGGGUAUGUCUAAAGAUGAAAUACCAUGUCAGGCUGUUGUCAAAACAGUUGCCAAGAAACCAGGUCUAAAAGAUAACAAUUUCCAGGUUUUGAAGCUACGAAUAGAACUUUUUACACUUCUUGCCAAGAAUGCCAAGUUCACAAAAGUAUCUGCAGAAUGUGUUUUAUCAGACCUGGUUGAUAAGAUUGGAGAUGUAAAGCAGGGCAAAUCUGUACAAGAAUGUCUCAGUUGUAUUGCUGAGGCAACAUCAUUAGAAUUUAUUUGUAAAGAGGUAAUACCUCUAGGAUUUGAGAACAAGAAUCCUAAGAAUACAGCUGAAACAUUAGUGUGGCUAGCUCAAGCUGUGAAGGACUUCGGACUGAAGUUGAGUGUCAAACCAUUAAUAACCUAUAUAAAGAAAGCUUUUGCAGCAACUAAUCCAGCAGUGAGAGCAUCAGCAAUCACUGUAACCUCUGUUAUCUAUAUGUACAUGGGACAACAAUUUAGAAUGUUCUUUGAGGAUGAAAAACCAGCUUUGUUGCAGCAGAUAGAUGCAGAGUUUGAAAAGGUGAAAGGUGAGAAGCCUCCAGCCCCUACUAGAGGUGUGGUAGCAGGAGGUGAAGGGGAGGAGGAGGAGGAAGAUGAUGAGGAUACACCUAAAGAGGAAGUUAAUAUGGCAGAUCUAAUUGAAAGAAAUGAUAUAGGAGAAAAAUUCACUCCAGAAUUAAUGGAAUCAUUGGUAGAUAAAAACUGGAAGAUAAGGAAAGAGGCUUUAGAAAAAAUCUCAGCCAUACUGAAUGAAGCUAAGUUUAUAAAUGGUAACCUGGGCUCUUUACCAGAAGGGUUGAAAGUUCGACUGGUUGAUAAUAAUAAAGUUUUGGUUGGUUUGACUAUAGGUAUUUGUGUGACAUUAGCCACCAACAUGGGGCCACACUGUAAAGCACAUAUUAAAACAAUUGGACCAGCCCUACUUGGUUGUUUUGGGGAUAUGAAGCCACUGUUACGUCAGCAGGCUGUGAAUGCUUUGACUAUGUGGACAGAUCAAACAUCACUGUUACCUUUAGUGGAAUGUGAAGCACUCAUGGAUACCCUCAAAAUGGAAAAUCCUAAUCUUAGGAUAGAGUUAUUGGGAUGGUUGAUCGAGAAACUGCCAGAUCAUAAAAAGUUACCUGUAGAAUUUAAGAUGUGUAUCCCCCAUCUCCUGUCGUGCCUGGAAGAUAGAAAUGGUGAUGUGAGGAAGAAAGCCCAGGAUGCUGUCGUUCCUUUCAUGAUCCAUACAGGGUAUGACAGUGUCUUCAAAGCUACAUCUAAACUUAAGCCUGCCUCUAAGGAUCAGAUUAUGGCUAUAAUAGAGAAAGCCAGAGGUAAUCUACCAGCUAAACCAGUGAAGCAAGUCAAGAAAGCUGCUUCAUCAUCAGCUGUCAGUAAACCAGUCAAGGAUGACUAUGAUGAACCAGAACCAGUUAAAUCUAGACCUGUGUCGGCUGCACUGUCAGAUUCAGGGGAUGCCAAACCAGCUAAGACAGUAAAAGGGAAAGGAAAGGCAGCUCCUCCACCUGCAACCAGUAAAAAGAAGAAGGCUGAUGAGGAUACAAGUCCAUUGAUGACACUUACUGAACCUAAAGAAAAGAGAUUCAAAGAGGAAAAAGCUCUCAAGGUACUCAAAUGGAACUUCAUUGAGCUGAGAGGAGAAUUUAUAGAACAGCUGAGAACUCAGAUGGAGAAGAAUUUUAACAAAACAAUAAUGGACCAAAUGUUUCAAACUGAUUUCAAAUUACAUAUAAAAGCAAUAGAGAGUUUAAUGAAGUGUAUAAGCACACUACAUGACGAGACUGUUGGUAACCUUGAUCUGAUAUUGAAGUGGUUCACCAUUCGAUUCUUUGAUACCAACCCUAGCAUGUUAAACAAGGCCAUAGAAUAUGUACGUCAAGUAUUCACUAUGUUAUCGGAUGAAGAUUAUCACUUGGUGGAGUUAGAAGCCUCAUCUUUUAUACCAUACCUCAUUAUAAAGGUUGGAGAGAAUAAAGAUAAUGUGCGGAGAGAAGUACGAAGUAUAUUUAAAUUGAUAUGUAAAGUGUAUCCUGCUAGUAAAAUGUUUACCUACCUUAUUGAUGGUCUCAAGUCUAAGAACUCCAAACAAAGAAUGGAGUGUUUAGAAGAAUUAGGCUGUUUGAUUGAAAGCCAUGGCAUUAACAUCUGUCAACCGACUCCAGCACAGGCUCUUAAAACAAUAGCUGGCAAUAUAGGUGAUAAAGACAAUGGCGUGAGGAAUGCAGCACUCAACACCACUGUUGUAGCUUACAUGAUCUUACAAGAUAAACUAUUUAAAUUCAUCUCGUUAAAAGAGAAAGACCAAAGUAUGUUGGAUGAAAGAAUAAAGAGAGCCAUGAAGAAUAAACCUGCUCAAGCUGCUGUUGAGGAACGACCUCGUACAGCUCCACAACAGCAACCUCAAAAACCUCCUCCACAAUCAAAUAUGCAGAGGCCACACACAGCCAUGCCUAAGUCUGCCUCAUCUAACUCUGUGAAGAAAGAGUUUGCUUUAGAAGUUGACGAUGACCAAAUGUCCCAGCCAGAGAUGCCAAAACUUUACCAGUAUGAUCUGGAUGAACUGUUUCAACCUGUUUCACUGCCAUCUGCUGGAAAUAGAGCCAGACCAGCUUCACCUAUGAGAAAUAUGAAUUCCCAAGAUGCAUCAGCUGCUGUUGCUAUGGUGAUCUCACAAAUAACUACAUCAGAUAUAACAAUGUGCAUACAAGCCUUGACUCAGAUAGAUGAGGUUCUUAAAGAUGAAGAAAAGGCAGAAGUAUUAAGUAACCAUGUGGACCAGCUGUUACUGUCAAUGUCCAUGCAAAUAAAAAUGGUCUACUCUACACACAUGAGUAGUGAAUUUACCAGUAAAGACGAUGUAACUCGGUUGUAUAGGUGUUUACUGGGCACACUAUUAGCGAUUUUCCAGAACUCAUCCCUGGCAAAGAAAGCUUCUAAGGAUGUGUUAAAAGAUCUAGUCAAUAGUUUAAUAACAAUUCUGUUAGAUAACCGACUGACUAGUCUGGAGGAAGGAGCACAGGUCAUACGUACUGUUAAUGUUAUGGUUGUGAAAAUUGUGGAGCAUGCUGAUCACACAAGUGUACUAAGUGCAUUGAUCAGACUGUUACAAGAUUGUGUGACCAGUGAAACGUGUACUGUCAAGUUUAUAGAAUUAAUUAUGAAGUGUGUAUGGAAAAUGAUACGAAUGUUACCAGAUAUAAUAAAUGAUCUUAAUCUAGACAGAAUCAUACUGGAUACACACCUGUUUCUUAAAGAAUUCCCAAGUACGUCAUGGAAGAAUCGACCAAGUGAUCUGCCAUUGAGGACAGUUAAAACAGUAUUACAUUCCUUAGUCAAGUUAAAGGGGGCAAAAAUCAUACAACACAUGGGCUCAAUUGAAUCUGCUGAGAAUUCUGAAGUAAAGGCAUACCUACAGAAAAUACUCCACAAUGAUCCUAAUGCCAAGAAUGAAUGGAAUGAAGAACAAAAAACACCCAGGAGUACCCAAAAACCAAAGAAAUUGAAUAAGAAUACUCACGAUAUAUUAGCAGAAAUAUUUAAAAAGAUUGGAUCUAAAGAAAAUACGAGAGAGGGUCUGAAUGACUUGUAUGACUUUAAGAAGAAGUAUCCUGAUGCUGAUCUGGAACCAUUUCUAAAGAAAUCAUCAAAUUUCUUCCAAAACUAUAUAGAAAGAGGUCUUAAAAAUAUUGAACAGGAGAGGGAAGGAAAAGUGCCAUCAGAUUUUGGAGUCUCUGUGAGAUCUGACAAUCUACAGAGUACCAAUGAUUCAUCAGUAGGGCAUCAGGAGAAACAACAGGUGGAUUAUUACAGGGAACGUCUCAAAAUACUUAGAGCAAGAUGUGGAUUGGAUAAUGAGGGCAAGCUAGAAACAGAUAUUACACCAGUGAUAACAAAACCUCCAUCACCAGAACCAGAAAUACAGGUUGAAAUCCAGUCUGCAGAGAAAGAGCCAGAAAUGCCUCGAUCAACCUCAACAACAGAUGUGUCAGAAUUAAAACUAAGACUUGAACGAAUUAAAAAAUUAGCCAAAAGUUGAACAACUAUAUUGAACAUUGCCAUAUUCAUGCUGUUAAGAUCAAGUAACUUUCAUCUUGGUGUCUGUAUCUUCAGCCUAUUUAUCAUGACAUCUAAACAUUGGAUGUUUUCUCAAAGCUAUAGUGUUUCCUGCAUUCGUGAAAGUAUCAACGAGUGUUAUAAUUCAGCUGAGUGCUUUGUCUGUGCAUUGUGUGUUUGUGCUUAUUUCAGACUGAUGUGCUGUAAAGUGUUUCUUAAAUCUAGACAUUAUUUUAUAUGUGAAUGAAAGGCAUAUGAUGUGUGUGUGUGUGUUAUGUAAACCUUCAGACACAAUCAUGGAGAAGGUAGAUUUCAAUGCGUUUUAAAUAAUUUCAGUUCAACUAAAUAACAAUUGAAACCUUAAAUUAUGUUAAUUAUUGAUUACAGAUUUUGUUUUGGAUAUUUUAAGAUUUUCAACCAUUUUUUCAAAGUUUCAAUACUCAUUUAAAAAGAUGUUUUGGGAAUCUUCAAUUGAGUAAAAAAGAGUAUUUAGUUUGCACAUUCAGUAACCAACAGCAAUGGGUGUAAAUCAGAUGAGUUUGAAAAACUGAAGUCUUUAAUUAUUUAUUUUGUACACAAUUUUGAAUUAUUUCAUAUUUUUAGGAUAACCCUUAAAAUACAACCUGUACAUGACUGCAUCUAUGAUUACCAAUUUGUUUCAGUAUUACACACAUUUGUGCUAAAUUAAUGUAUUUUUGAACAUGUCAAUAUAUUUGAAAGUUUAAUGUAUGAUUGUUGAUAGAUUUAUUAUUGCUUUGGGUACAACAUAUUGCCCUCAUGUCUCAUUUUUGUAGGGGAGGACCUUCUACAGUUGAUUUUUCAGCAAUAGAAAUUUUCAUUUGUUUACAAGAAAAAACUGCCAAAUAAAGGAUAACACCAAUGUAAUGUUCAUGUCCUUGUUAUAUUAAUUCUACAUCAAUCAACAUGCUUAUUAUUCUUCAUUAUUCUGAUUGCCAACAUUUAACAUCAACAAAUUAAACAUCCAACUGGCACUAAACUUGUAUUCAUUUGCACACAUAUACACAUUUUAAUGAUUCAAUAAGGUUUGUGGUAGAACCAAAGAUAGCUUCUUAUGAUGAUAUACCAGUGACUAGCAAUUUUCUGUAAUUGUUUUUUUUAAAAAGGCAUUCUUACAUUUGGUAUAACUUUUUCUUCUAAGUACUAGAAUGAAUAUUUAGUUGCAAACUGAAAACAUUUUUGUUAUAUGUUUGUUCUUAUAAUACUCUCCAUUAGAUUUUGUGCUAAAUUUAGCCAAGACUUCAGCUCGUUCGAUUUCAUUUUAGUAUGUCUGUUAAAUGUUUUAACAUGGUAUACAUCAUUCUUCCCUUAAAUCUUCAGUGUCAUAUAACUUUGGCUACCUAAAUGUAGUUUGAUCAUUAAGGAAAUGUGCAAUACUCAUUUCUGAUGCUUGCAAUUGAUCGCACAAAUAUUAAUUUAUAGCUCAGUAGUGUUGUUUCAUAAUUGUAUCUCUCAUCCUGAGUAUGCAUUAAAUAUUCACCAUUGACUAUUAAACCAAUUAUAAGAAUCAUUCAUAAGGAAUACAUGGUUUAUAUAAGUAUAUUUUCUUUAGAUUUUCAGUUUACUGAAAAAGGAAAUUUCAAAUUGAUUUUUUAAAGUUUAAAUUAAUGAUUGAAUGAGACUUUAACAAUUUGUAAUUUGAAUUAUGGUUUUAAAAAAUUAUGAUCAAAAGUUUCCAAGCCACAUUUUGUGCAAAAUUGUGCUGUUUUGUAAGAAUUAUUUAUGAUAAAAGUUGAAAAGGGGAAAAAACUACCAGUAAGCAUUUGAAAUAUGCCAGAAAUUAAAAAGAAAAAAAAUAUGCUGUCACAUAAAAAAAAAAUAAUUGACUGUACAUUCCUUCAUAAAUAUAAGUAAAAGAAAAAUCGAAAUUUGUAAAGAAAAAUUACAAGAUAAAAUCCUGUAUUUUUUUUCUUUCAAAAGAAAGUCUGAGAUUAAAAAAAGUACAUGAUUACUUUUAGCUUAAAUUCAAAAAUGUUAUAAUUUUGUGUGUUAUUGUUCUUCAGUUUUCUCCUCUUGCAAUUUGGCAUUUUUCGUUUCGGCAUUUGAUUUAUAGAUUUCUCAAUGCAUUUGUGUUGUAAGGUGUUUCAAGAGGAUUUAUUCACUUUAUUUUAUAAAACUUAACAACUUUUUCACAAUAAAAUAAUUUGUAGAAUGUUCGGUAUAACUUUUAUGAAGUAAAAUGUAUAACUGCAUGAAUAUAUUUUGGCUAAUGGUUCCAUCUUGUUUUAUUGUUUACUUAAAUGCAUGUGUUGAAUAAGAAAAGUUUGAAAAUAAUGAGUAUUGCUGGUGAGUUUUUAAAUGAUAACCUCAGUGUAUGAUGGAAUAAGUAAAUCCUAUUAUUUACACGUGUUUUGAAUUUGUUUUUUCUUUCAUAUGCUUCUUUAUUGUUUAAGAAGGCAAAAUUCUUACUCUUGAACAUAUUGUAAUUAUAACUCAAGGACUGUGUGUUUAAUUUUAUUUUGUUGUGAGGCAUGUGAUGUAUGAUAUUAAGAAUUGAUGUAUAAACUUUAAAAUCUGAUUAUGAUAGAAAUAACCCCAAAAAAUGAUUAUUUCUCUUCUUUCUAAUUUCACUUGAACAAUCUUUCCUUUCUAUCCUGUCAUAGAUAGUGCACGGUAUAAGAAUAUAUUAUUUUAAUUAAAAACACAGGUAGUACGAAUCUCCUCUCCAUAUUGGAGAUCACUUAUACUAGAAUAUCACUUGUUUUUUUGUUUUGUUUGUUUGCCUUAAUUGUAUUUAAGUGCUAUGAUCAAACUGUACAGUUUUUGUUUAAUUAUUUUAAUUUAAUGAAAUAAUGUUCAAAUAAAGUCUUCAAUAUGAAGAACCUGCAAAUUAUGUGAUAAUAAAAUUACUAAGUUCUA